CUCUUACUCGUUGAGUUGAAUGAUAUAACAAUUGAUAAUAAAUAGACCGAAAAAUUUGAGCGGCCGGCAGGACGGUUCUCCGGCUGGCCAAGGAUCUCGCCGAGAACAACAAGGGCGCUCGGGUUCUGGCCUUCUGCUCGGAAAUCACCGUCGUCACUUUCCGAGGCCCAAACGAUUUGCAUCUGGACAGUCUGGUGGGCCGCCGCAAUUAUCAUCGGAUCUGACCCAAUUCCGGACCUAGAAAGGCCCUUGUUCGAGUUGGUCUCGGCGGCCCAAACUAUUCUGCCAGACAGCCACGGCGCCAUCGAUGGGCACCUCCGGGAAGUCGGGCUAACGUUCCACUUGCCGAAAGACGUUCCUGGGCUGAUAUUGAAGAACAUAGAGAGGAGCUUGAAGGAAGCAUUUCAACCGCUGGGAAUUACAGAUUGGAACUCGCUGUUCUGGGUCGCCCACCCGGGCGGGCCGACGAUUCUGGACCAAGUUGAGCUGAAGUUGGCUUUGAAGCCCGAGAAACUUCGGGGCACCCGGCAAGUGUUGAGCGAGUAUGGGAAUAUGUCCAGCGCUUGUGUGCUGUUUAUUUUGGAUGAGACGAGGAAGGCCUCGACUGAAGAUGGGCGUAGCACUACGGGUGAAGGGCUUGAGUGGGGGGUCUUGUUCGGGUUCGGGCCCGGACUCAAAGUCGAGACCGUGGUUCUCCAUUUGCAUUCAAAUCAAUGUGAUGAUGACGGCGACGAACUCUAAUUACGAAGGCGGAGAGACAAAUCGGUUGCGGCGAUUUAGAUUACAUGUUUGGCAUUGGGUAUCUCUGAUUCAGAAAAGAUCACAUCUCUCGUUGCAGCUGAAAGAGUCAAUGGCUGUGGUAUCAGUAAAUCAGUUUGAUCAAUGCAUCACCUGCCAUGCUUGGAGUCCUGACAGCUCCAUGAUUGCCCUUUGCCCGAACAACAGUGAAGUACACAUAUAUAGAUCAAUGGAAGAGAAAUGGGAGAAGGUUCAUGUUCUUCAAAAGCAUGAUCAAAUUGUUUCAGGGAUAGACUGGAGUACAAGUUCCAACAAAAUAGUUACCGUUUCACAUGAUCGUAAUUCAUAUGUUUGGAACCUGGAAGCAACAGAAUGGGUGGCGACAUUAGUGAUCCUUAGGCUAAAUCGUGCAGCUUUAUGUGUGCAGUGGAGUCCUAAAGAGAACAAGUUUGCAGUUGGAAGUGGGGCCAAAACUGUUUGCAUAUGUUACUAUGAGCAAGAGAAUAACUGGUGGGUGAGUAAGCUUAUCCGGAAAAGACAUGACUCUUCUGUAACUAAUGUUGCUUGGCAUCCUAAUAAUGUUUUCCUUGCCACAACAUCAACUGAUGGAAAAUGCAGAGUGUUCUCUACUUUCAUUAAAGGUGUUGAUACAAGGCAAUCAGGGGCAAGUUCUUCUUCAGAUUCAAAAUUUGGAGAGCAAAUCAUUCAGCUUGAUCUUUCAUUUUGCUGGUCAUUCGGUGUUAAAUGGUCUCCAAGUGGCAAAACAUUAGCUUAUGUAGGGCAUAAUUCAAUGAUUUACUUUGUUGAUGAAAUUGGUCCCUCCCCUUCUGCACAAAGUGUAGCAUUCCGUGAUUUGCCUCUUCGCGAUGUACUUUUUGUUUCAGAGCGGAUGGUAAUUGGAGUCGGAUUUGAUUGUAAUCCAAUGGUCUUCAUUGCCGACGAAACAGGUUUAUGGAGCUUCUUAAGGUUCUUAGAUGAAAGGAAACCAACAUCUUCAACUACAAAGCAUGGAUCUCAGUUUUCAGAAGCAUUUGGGAUAUUUUACGGCCAAUCAAAGCAUGUAGCAAACAACAACUCGGCUGAGCCAUCACGAACCAUCCAUGAAAACUGCAUCAAUUGCAUUAUUCCACUAAAGAAAUCUGAGGAUUCUGCAGUAACCCUUUUUAGCACUUCAGGACUGGAUGGUAAAGUAGUAACAUGGGAUUUGCAGAACGAAGAAGAUUUAUUUGAAUACAUGUAGUCAUUACUACUGAAAUGUCGUCUGUACAAUUUUAAUACUAAGUCUUAGGUAUAUCUGAAUUAAAUUUGUAUUGACCUCUGAUUUUUUUAAAGAGCACUUGUGUAUCUCUUGUAAUGGUAGCCUGAAUGGAGAACAAUUUGCAACUUAUGGUGUAAUGAUGUCACAGGCUCACAGCUACGUUGAUUAUUCAAGGUUUGUUAUGAACAGUAGAGUUGCGACAUUAUUCUUGCUUUGAAACUUGAAAAUGUCAGUUGGAGAAUAACAAACAAUUAGGAAACCUAGAUUCUUUAGUCUGGUUUUGCCUUUGAAAAGGCAAAGAAAGAUAAUACUUCGUAUUACUUUUCAUUUUAAUUUUUGUAAUAAGUUUCCAUUUGUCGGUCUAUAAGGCAAAAUGCGAAAAAAUACUAGUAUAAGUCUACUCUGUUAGUUUAUUCGCGUAUAAUUCACGUAUAAUACACUCAAACGUAUAAUUCGUGUAUAAUACUCCCGUUUAUGAAUUUUUCAGAAAAUACUUAAAAAU
This is a messenger RNA of Cuscuta europaea, 2498 nucleotides long. NCBI's taxonomy places the organism in Eukaryota, Viridiplantae, Streptophyta, Magnoliopsida, Solanales, Convolvulaceae. The record is from the annotation of a GenBank genome assembly.